This is a messenger RNA of Nymphaea colorata (pocket water lily), 1438 nucleotides long. RefSeq names its product enoyl-[acyl-carrier-protein] reductase, mitochondrial. NCBI's taxonomy places the organism in Eukaryota, Viridiplantae, Streptophyta, Magnoliopsida, Nymphaeales, Nymphaeaceae. The coding region runs from base 178 to 1338 and encodes 386 amino acids. The transcript has 10 exons. Gene Ontology annotation, cellular component: mitochondrion. Gene Ontology annotation, molecular function: trans-2-enoyl-CoA reductase (NADPH) activity. Gene Ontology annotation, biological process: fatty acid metabolic process. The record is from RefSeq and is a predicted model, not a curated record.
AUAGUUCCAAUUUCAUACGCAUAUACCGAGUUUCCGAAGUACCCGUAUCAAUCCUAUGGCCACCUUGUACAGACCGUCCAGGGUUCGCCAUGGCAUGCUCUGUGCUUGAUGAUGCAAAACUAAAGAGACGUCUUCUACGCUCAGAAGGGAGCAGAGGUGAAGAAGGAGAAGGCAAGGAUGAGUGGCAGCAUUGCUAUCGGCAGGUGCGGUGGAGGUAGAGAAGCAACGAGAUUGUCCCAACGGAUUCCACCCUUUUUCCGGCGAUGUCUCCUCUCCGCGCCGCCAGGUCGCCGCUCUCUCCUCCGCGUCUUCUCUUCUGCGUGCAGCGCCUCCCCACCUUCCAAGGCCGCCGUCUACGAUCAGGAGGGCCCCCCUGUCGAAGUCACCAGAUUGGUUGAUCUUCCUCCCGUCAACUUAAGCGAAAAAGAUGUUUGUGUCAAGAUGCUGGCAGCACCAAUCAAUCCCUCCGACAUCAAUAGAAUUGAAGGUGUAUAUCCAAUCCGGCCACCAGUACCUGCAAUUGGUGGAUAUGAAGGGGUUGGGGAAGUAUUUUCAUUGGGUUCUGCCGUGAGGAACCUUUCUCCUGGUGAUUGGGUGAUACCUUCUCCUCCAUCUUUUGGGACAUGGCAGAGUUAUAUUGUCAAGCCAGAGGAUGCAUGGCACAAAGUUAGAAAAGAUAUUCCUAUGGAAUAUGCUGCCACAGUGACUGUAAAUCCUUUGACAGCUCUCCGGAUGUUGGAGGAUUUUGUUGAUCUCAAAUCUGGAGAUGUUAUUGUACAGAAUGGCGCAACAAGUAUUGUGGGUCAAUGUGUUAUUCAACUUGCACGGGCUAGAGGAGUCCACAGUGUUAAUAUUAUCAGAGACAGGCUUGGCGCAGAUCAAGUGAUAAAGAAACUGAAAGAGCUUGGUGCAAAUGAGGUUUACACUGAAAGCGAUUUGCAACUGAAGGACAUCAAGGCUUUUUUGCGUGGCCUUCCUGAACCCGUAUUAGGUUUCAACUGUAUUGGUGGAAAUGCUGCCAGUUUGGUGCUUAAGUUAUUGAGGCAUGGAGGGACUAUGGUGACUUAUGGUGGCAUGUCUAAGAAGCCAGUCACUGUUUCCACUUCAUCUUUCAUUUUUAAGGAUCUUGCACUCCGUGGCUUUUGGUUGCAAAGGUGGAUGACUUCAGACAAGGCAAAGGAAUGCAGGGUAAUGAUUGAUUAUCUGUUGAGCUUAGUGAAGGAUGGGCAAUUGAAAUACGAGCUGCAAAUGGUUCCGUUUGAGAGUUUUGAUCUGGCUUUUUCCAGGGCACUAGGGAAACAUGGGAGUCAUCCAAAACAGGUUCUGAAAUUUCACUAAGGCGUGUAAAUGUCACUUUCGAAUAUAAAAUAUGCUGCUUUACCAAGAGAAUUCAAUAACUUCUUUCAGCCUUGAAUAAUAUUUUAGAUGUGCUACUGUA